GCCUGAUUUGCGUAACGCCGUAACGAACCGACGUCACAUGUCUGGGGGAGGCAGUAAACCUAGCUUAAGGUACCAGCUCUGCGGUCGCUGCCAACUCUCUUCUUUUUCUUUUCUUCUUCUCUUUUCAUCUUUCUCGUCUUUUUAUUUCCUCUCUCAAAAGAGGUCGACAAUUGUUCACGGAGACUGCUCUAUCUCCGUCCACAAUGUCCCUGUGGUCUUUACUCCCCUCCAUCCCAUACCCGCCUGCGAAGGAUGGGUACUGGAGCCCUGUCACCUCCACCUUGAACUGGUGUGAAGAGGAUUACUAUGCCACCGUCUAUUCCGCAGAAAUCAUCAACACAAUAACCAAUCUGUUGUUUAUGUGGCUCGGUGUCAAGGGAAUUCUCAGUUGUCGCCGUCAUGAGCAUGAUCAGAUCUUCUUGGUGGCGUUUGGCGGAUAUCUUGUUGUCGGGACAGGGAGUUUCUUGUUCCACUCAACUCUCAAAUAUCCAAUGCAGCUGGUUGAUGAGCUCUCCAUGAUUUACACCACCUGUUUGAUGUGCUAUGCUUCCUUCUCUUACUCGAGACCAACCGGUGUCCGUAUAUCCUUGGCCAUCUCCCUUGCCAGUUUGGCGAUCUUCAUCACCCUCUACUACCACUAUCUUCAAGACCCCGUGUUCCACCAGAAUGCGUACGCGCUUCUGACCACCGUCGUGGUCCUGCGCAGCAUGUACACAAUGGAGAAAACACUUCGGCCAUCUAUGCGACAUACUCGUGAGGAGGAUCGGUUGGCGCGCGAAAAGCAGGGCCUGCCGGUCCCGAGCAAGGAGCAUCAGCACUACGAGAACGUGCGCGACAUGAAGACUCUCAGGACAAUGUGGUUCAUGGUGGCUUAUGGAUUGAGUUUGUUCCUUGGUGGGUUCUUUAUCUGGAAUUUGGACAACUACUUUUGCUCCACGAUUCGCGAAUGGCGCCGGGUAGUGGGUCUUCCAUGGGGUAUUGUCCUUGAAGGUCAUGGCUGGUGGCAUAUUAUGACCGGCCUUGGAGCAUAUCUAUAUAUCAUAUGGGGAAUUUGGCUUCGCCACUGCUUGAACCAGCGACAGGAAGAGUACUACUUGUGGUGGCCACACUUUUGGAACUUCCCCGAGGUUGUGCGCAGCCCGCAGAUCAAGAAAGAUACCAAGAAAUCGAACUAAGCUGGACCAUCUGUUUAUACUACUUUCACCACACACAAUAAAGUUUCGUCGAAUUUCAUUUUGAAACUACUGAACAAUUAGCAUUCGGACCGAUGGGGUUUAUAGACACUGACUGACAGGGUCAGUUAUAUAUCUUAUUUAUAUAGAAAAAAUUGACGCGAUAACGAUGACCAUAGGAGUACCAAAUCUCAUCAUUGAUGUACACUCUAAAAUAUGCCGUAUCUAACGCUGGGUAUGAAGGAUGUCAGGAUGUAAAAAACAAAAAAUAGACAUUACAACUUCGGAGAUGACUUCUUAGAUCUCCUCUCAGGAGCAGGGACAUUCUCUUUCCACCGCGCGUCGAUGGUGACCUUCUCAAUCUUUGACUUUUUGCUCCAUUGUGCCCGGAACGCCUGGUCUUCAGCAUGCCACCUCUGCAAC
Messenger RNA from Aspergillus wentii DTO 134E9, 1595 nucleotides. Its product is annotated as ceramidase. The transcript has 4 exons. The coding region runs from base 204 to 1175 and encodes 323 amino acids. Lineage: Eukaryota; Fungi; Ascomycota; Eurotiomycetes; Eurotiales; Aspergillaceae. Gene Ontology annotation, biological process: ceramide catabolic process; ceramide biosynthetic process. The record is from RefSeq and is a predicted model, not a curated record. Gene Ontology annotation, cellular component: endoplasmic reticulum membrane.